Trichoderma citrinoviride is the source of this 1932-nucleotide messenger RNA. RefSeq lists its product as hypothetical. Gene Ontology annotation, biological process: regulation of transcription by RNA polymerase II. Bases 1 to 1932 code for a protein of 643 amino acids. The transcript has 4 exons. The record is from RefSeq and is a predicted model, not a curated record. Gene Ontology annotation, molecular function: RNA polymerase II cis-regulatory region sequence-specific DNA binding; protein binding; DNA-binding transcription factor activity, RNA polymerase II-specific. NCBI's taxonomy places the organism in Eukaryota, Fungi, Ascomycota, Sordariomycetes, Hypocreales, Hypocreaceae.
AUGCCGGCAUCGGCCAAGAGAGCCCAGCGCGGCCGGCGCGACCUGCGCAAGGACAAGGACGACAAGGACAAGGACGUCGCCGCCGCAGACCUCGAGAGCUCGUCGCCCAGCCGGCCCGCAAAGCGUCGCAAGAGGGCCCUCUCGCCCGACCACCCCGACAGCCUCCCGCCCGGCGCUCCCUCGCACUCGCACUCGCCCAGGGCCCAGGACGACCUGCUCGUGGCCCAGGUCACCCAGCAGCUGCGCUCCCAGCCCGUCCAGGCCAGCAGGGACCACUCCAACUCCAUCCACGAGGCCAACGGCAACGGCGUCAAGGCAUACGCAAAGGUGGCGGCGCAGGACUGGACCUACUACAUCACCAAGCUCAACGUCAACAUCGGCCGCUCGCCCGAACCCUCCCAUGGCGCGCCCGCCAGUAGCGACAGCGGCCAGCCCGCCGUGCACAUUGACCUCGGCCCCAGCAAGAUGGUGUCGCGCGAGCAUGCCACCAUCUCCUUCAACUCCAAGGACGAGAUCUGGAUGCUCUACAUCAAGGGUCGCAACGGCGCCAAGGUCGACGGCCAGCCCAUCAAGCCCCAGACCUCGCAUCCGCUGACGAGCGGCGAGGUCAUUGAGAUUGGCAACGUCGAGAUGAUGUUUGUCCUCCCUUCGGAACUCAGCGCGCUUCACAUCCAUCCCAUGUUUCUGCAGCGCUGCGGACGCAGCAUCGAUACGCCAAAGGCUGCGCAGCCUCGCCAGUACGCUCUGGACACACCGGCCAAGGCGGGUGUGAAGCGACCGGGCACGCCGACGUCGUCUCAGGACCACAGCGCGGCGACGGUCGCCAAGUCGCCUGUUGCGGCCAGCACUCCUGGGGGUCUUCUUGGUGCCAGCGGCGUAGACCUCAGCCUCGACGAGAAUCAGCAUAUAAAGCCCCAGUACAGCUACGCCCAGAUGAUCACGCAGGCCAUCCUCAAUGCGCCCGACGGCAAGCUGAACCUGAAUGGCAUCUAUAACUUCAUCAUGAGCACGUAUUCGUAUUAUCGCCACCAGCACGCAGCCGGUUGGCAGAAUUCCAUUCGCCACAAUCUCUCCCUCAACAAGUCGUUCGACAAGGUCGCCCGCACUACCGACGAACCCGGCAAAGGCAUGAAGUGGCACAUCGUGCCCGAGGCCCGCGAUGAGAUGGUUCGGAAUGCGUACAAAAUCGGGCGCGGCGGCCACAGGGGAUCGUCUGUCCCGUCGUCACCGAGUCACUUGAAUUACAUUACCCACGGCCCUAAAGACGUCCUAGCCAGGGAUCCCUCGUCUGCGCAAAAGAGGCGAGGAUCGCCGCUUGUAUCGCCGCCCCCUCAGUCGGCCAUGCGCGGCCUCCAGUCGACGCCGGAUCGCGCAUACGGCCGGAAGGCGGACCGAAGCUCGGGCCUGACCGCGGACGGCAGCCCGCUGCCCCGAGCGCGGAAAUCCACGGCGGCCGACGCAUCCUUUUCCGGCUUCCAGCCUCAGUCGCCCACCCUGACGUCGUCGUACAUGCAAGACGACAAUGCGUCCUUCGUCACGCCGGCGCCGCCGAGAGUACAUCCCAAGCUUGCGCCUCCGAGCACCGCCCAGCGGCCCAGCCAGCAUAUGCCGACCAGCUCGCCGGCGCCGUUCUGGAAGUAUGCCGACAUUGGCAGCACGCCGCUGAAGCCGCUGGGGCCGUACGAAGUCAGCCCUUCGAGGGUCGCCGGAGAGGCGCCGCCCCGGAGCAGCAGCCCGCCUGCGCUCGGCAAGUCGCCGCCAAGCAGCCCGUCUCGGCCGCAAAAGUCGGGCCUUCGUGAGUCUGCAGAUGCUGCGGACGAGCCUGAGGAGGAAGGAUUUGACUUGAUGAAGGGCUUUCAGAGUAUAGGCGCGUACCACGCUCCAGUGGAGCGAGGCGUCCCUAUCGGCGCAGCCUUGAAAGGCGGCUCAUGA